Alternaria atra is the source of this 3033-nucleotide messenger RNA. RefSeq lists its product as uncharacterized. The transcript is spliced from 8 exons. Gene Ontology annotation, biological process: L-leucine catabolic process. Lineage: Eukaryota; Fungi; Ascomycota; Dothideomycetes; Pleosporales; Pleosporaceae. The record is from RefSeq and is a predicted model, not a curated record. Gene Ontology annotation, molecular function: 3-methylbutanoyl-CoA dehydrogenase activity; flavin adenine dinucleotide binding. Bases 1 to 3033 code for a protein of 1010 amino acids.
AUGGCGUCUCUAGCCCCCCGUCUCCUCACACGCAGCAUCCGCCAAACACGCAUCCGUCCCGCCGCCGUCCUCUCCACCACCACCCGCUACGCAUCAACAAAACACCCCAAAGCCUUCACACCACCCACCCAAUCCGACCUCGACGAACUCCGUGACUCGGUCCGUGAUUUUGCUCAGCGAGAAAUCCCCGAAGAGCUCGCCGCGCGCACCGACAAGCAGAAUGAAUUCCCAAACGAAAUGUGGCAGAAGUUUGGCGAAGCCGGCUUCCUGGGCAUCACAGCCGACGAAGAGUUUGGCGGACUAGCCAUGGGAUACCAAGCACACUGCGUUGUUAUGGAGGAGCUAUCGCGGGCGAGCGGUAGUAUAGGAUUGAGCUACGCGGCGCAUAGCCAGCUGUGCGUCAAUCAGCUGAUGUUGAAUGGCAAUGCUGAGCAGAAGAAGAAAUACCUACCUGGUCUGAUCAGUGGGGAGAAGAUUGGAGGACUAGCUAUGAGUGAGCAUAGUGCGGGGAGUGAUGUUGUUAGUAUGAAGACGACGGCUAAGGAGGUGGAUGGCGGCUAUCUGCUCAACGGAACCAAGAUGUGGAUUACGAAUGGCCCAGAUGCACACGUAAUAGUCGUCUAUGCCAAAACCGAACCCGAUGCCGCUUCCAAGGGCAUCACAGCCUUCAUCCUCGAGACCUCCACCAAGGGUUUCAGCGUCGCGAACAAACUAGACAAACUUGGCAUGCGCGGCUCCAACACCGGCGAACUCGUCUUCGAAGACGUCUUCGUCCCCCGUGAGAACGUCCUCGGCGAGAUAAACCGCGGUGUCCGCGUCCUGAUGGAAGGCUUGGAUCUCGAGCGCCUCGUCCUUUCCGCAGGACCUCUUGGUCUCAUGCAAGCUUCCCUCGACAACGUUCUUCCUUACACACAUCAAAGAAAACAGUUUGGCAUGCCGAUAGCACAUAACCAGCUUGUGCAGGGCAAGCUAGCGGAUAUGUACACAAAGUACCGUGCCAGUCAGGCAUUCACGUAUAGCGUGGCGCGCGCAGUGGAUGAGUCGCAUGCUAGCCCUGAUAUCAAGACACAGGACUGCGCAGGAGCGAUCCUGUAUGCCGCAGAAAGAGCGAGUGAGGUUGCGGCUGAUGCGGUGCAGUUGAUGGGUGGCAUGGGAUACAUGAAUGAGGUCCCUGUGGGAAGGAUAUUGAGGGAUGCCAAGCUGUACGAGAUUGGUGCUGGAACAAAAUUCUCCCUGCAUCGCCAAUUGAGGCUUACUAUAUAUACACCGCCCAACAUGCCUUUCAAUCCUCCUUCAUGGGUGCCGAAGCUUCCCUUCGACCCGCCGGACUCGAUUCCCAUUUGCGACUUCAUGCUAGAUGAGCACUAUGGCCGUCAUCCGCUCGGCUACUCGAAUAAGCCCUUCAUCUGCGGACUAACUGGGAAGGCAUACACAUGCUUGGACAUGCGAGACCGUGUUGACUAUCUCGCGCGCGGUCUGGCAAAGGAGCUUGGCUUCCACCCAAACGAGGCGACUGAAUGGGACAAAGUCAUCGCCGUCUUCUCCGUCAAUACGAUCGACACACUUCCAUUGGCAUGGGCCACGCACCGACUGGGUGGUAUCCAGUCACCCGCCAAUGCCGCAUACAGCGCCGCUGAACUCGAAUACCAACUGAAGAACUCUGGCGCAAAAGCCCUCUUUACCUGUGUCCCUCUAUUGGAGACUGCACGACAAGCAGCGAAGAACAGCGGUAUCCCCGAGAACCGCAUAUACAUACUCGAGGUGCCGGAAUCAUUUGCUGGAAAGAAGACACCAAAGGGGCUUAAGACAGUGGACGACCUCAUUCGUGAGGGCGAGAAGCUUGAUCGUCUGCCACGGUUGAACUGGAAGAAGGGCGACGGUGCUCGGCGAACCGCGUUCCUGUGCUACUCUAGCGGUACCUCUGGAUUACCCAAAGGUGUCAUGAUCUCACAUAAGAACGUCAUCGCCAACACAAUGCAAAUCACGACCUAUGAGAAGCCUUACAGAGACACCAUCAUCAAGGAUGUACGAAUCCAGUCCGAUUAUACUGAGAUCGCCCUGGGCCUCUUACCCAUGUCACAUAUCUAUGGUUUGGUCGUCAUUUGCCAUGCGAACGUCUACCGUGGAGAUGGUGUGGUAGUGCUUCCCAAGUUCGAGUUCGCAUCAACCCUACAAGCGAUUCAAGACUACCAGAUCAACUCGUUGUUUUUGGUACCACCGAUUAUCAUCUUGAUGACCAAGAAUAAGUCUCUACUAGACAAGUACGAUCUCAGCUCUGUGUGGUCGAUCUUCACGGGUGCCGCACCUUUAGGGCAAGAGACGGCCGAGGACCUUUCCAAGCUGUUCCCCACUUGGAAGAUUCGACAAGGAUACGGCCUCACUGAGACGUGUACCGUUGUUUCAUCAUCUUCCCCCGAUGAUAUCUGGUUCGGCUCUUCCGGCUCUCUGCUACCGAGCACUGAGUGCAAGAUUGUGACUAUCGAGGGUGUUGAGAUUACCGGCUAUGACCAGCCUGGCGAGUUGCUGGUCAAAUCUCCUUCGGUUGUGCUGGGUUAUCUGAACAAUGACAAAGCCAACGCGGAAACAUUCCAAGAUGGAUAUAUGCGUACCGGAGACGAAGCUGUAUUCAAGAAGGGGCCGAAUGGACACGAACACGUCUUCAUCGUCGAUCGUAUCAAGGAACUCAUCAAGGUUCAAGGCCACCAAGUCGCACCCGCGGAGCUUGAAGCACACCUUUUAACACAUCCUGCUGUAAAUGACUGCGCCGUUAUUCAGAUCCCCAAUGAGAAGACCGGAGAGGUACCAAAAGCCUUCGUCGUCAAAUCGCCAUCAGUCGGUCUGGAGGAGAACGACCGUAUCCUCGCUCGUGAGAUCCAGAAGCAUGUCGAAGAACACAAGGCGCGAUACAAGUGGAUAAGCGGUGGUAUUGAAUUCAUUGACGAGAUACCGAAGUCGCCAUCAGGAAAGAUCCUACGGCGGCUGUUGAGGGAUAAGGAGAAGGAAAAGAGGAGGCAAGCAGGUAGCAAGUUGUAG